CCCUAUAGUGCGACCGAAUCUCUCAAAAUCUCGCCCCCAAAAAGGCUCUUGCCGUAGGUAUUCCAAUCCUCUCACGCAAAAAGCACGGUCGCAGCUUGCUCACCUCACGCACUGGUGCCUUUCACCAUCUUCUCAUCUCACGCGGUAGCCUGUUGCUUCGACCGUGCCGCCAAUCUCGACUAGUUGCGUUCCGACGGCGUUCACAAUCGGGUCUCGGCAUUGCUAAACGUUCCGUUUCGCUUACCCGCCAGCAAACAGUGCGUCACUGCUGGUUCAGUGACUUGAGGCGCCAUCGUCCUGCUUCCGUGUUUGUUCGUGUGUGUGUGUGUUUGCUUUAGUGAUCCUUCUGUAGUGCUCCUUUUUUCUCAUUUGUUUCACCGUUUUCACCGAACACCGGUGUAUGUCCCUGCUUUGUCUACGUUCCCUUCGCUGCUGGUGUGUCCGUGUGUGCUGUGGCGUACCGUGUUGAUCACCGUCCACUCCGGUUACGAUGAGCAAGUUCGAGAUUUCGGAUGAUGCGGACGAGCUGAACCAGGAGAUUGACGACACUAACUUCCCGACGCGCUCCAACUCGAUCAGCUUCGGUGCGGCCAAUGGGAAUGGUUCGACCGGAAGCCUUAACAACGGGUACGGCCCGUUCGCUAAUCGGCGCCGUUCGAGCAGCAUCCGGCGCACCGAAAGUGAGAUGACCGAGGGUGACGAGAAUGGGACCGCGGGUGGACCGGGUGAAACUGGCGAGGCGGUCAAUAACAACGGUGCUGGUGGUGGUGGUGAAAAUGGCGGCACCACGACCAAUGUAACGGCGAUCAGCGGUGGCCUUAAUCGGGCCCGACCGACGCCAAUCCGCACGACCAGUUUGUCAGGUGAGGCAAGCAAUGGGACUGACAACGGUGCAACCGGCACAACUAACCCCAGCAGUGCACCCCCGCCUAACAGCACUCCGAGGGCCAUCAUGACGCCAGGACACGAAAAAUGUACCUUCCACCAUGAUCUAGAACUCGACCACAAACCGUCGACCCGGGAGGACCUGCUGCCUCUGAUGUCCAAGUCCUACCGGAUGCUGUUGUCGAGCCUGGGCGAAGAUACGGAACGUCAGGGAUUGCUGAAAACUCCGGAACGCGCCGCCAAGGCAAUGCUCUUCUUCACUAAAGGAUACGACCAGAGUUUGGAAGAGGCUUUGAACGGUGCCGUUUUCGACGAGGAUCACGACGAAAUGGUCGUGGUGAAGGACAUCGAAAUGUUCUCCAUGUGUGAACACCAUCUGGUACCGUUCUACGGUAAAGUGUCGAUCGGUUACUUGCCCUGCAAGAAGAUUCUCGGGCUAAGCAAGCUGGCCAGAAUUGUGGAAAUCUUUUCCCGCCGUCUACAGGUACAGGAACGAUUGACCAAGCAAAUUGCCGUCGCUGUCACUCAAGCGGUACAACCAGCAGGCGUUGCUGUCAUCAUCGAGGGAGUACACAUGUGCAUGGUGAUGCGUGGUGUACAGAAGAUCAACAGCAAAACGGUCACCUCGACCAUGCUGGGUGUUUUCCGGGACGAUCCGAAAACACGCGAAGAGUUCCUGACGCUUUGUAACAACAAGUGAGCCCGUAUCCUGCAUCGAUCCCCGUCCCGGGCAGUUACUGAUCCGACGGAAAUCGAUGAGUACGGCAAUCGGAAGGAGUAUUAAGAAGCGAAGGGCAAUGAUCGUCCUCGUGCAACUCGUUUAGGGAAUCCAUUUAGGGAACAUUCAAACAUAUUGAUAUACUCGAUUUUAGCUGCCAGUUUGGAGAUUUUAGGCUAUUUUACAGGUGCAGUACAGUGAAAAUGGGAAUGGAAUGAGCACGUUUUAAAAUAUGCAGCAACCCCUUUAAAUCAUUAUUAUCUUAUCCAUCGUUGUUGUAAAUGUGAAUGUGUAUGUGCAUACUUCGCGUGUGCAUUUCUGUUGUGUCCAAUGUUUUCGCGAAAAGAAGGACAAUAAGUAGCAAUUCAACUAAUCUCAUCCAUUAAAUUGUUGCUCUCUACAUACAGCGGGAAGGAUACGGUCUUACCAGUCAUUCCAUGCAAGAAGGAAAAUGAUAUAAUAAAUUUUAAACGAUACACUGUCAAACAUAAAUGCAACUGUUAAAAAAAUUCAAUAAAAAGUAAAGCAGUGUAAGCGUGAGUGUAUUGCUAUCUGCUCACUGUUUAUUAUUAGGAUGUUUAUAAAUAUUUUUGAAACUGGUUAUUGUCACGCGAAUGGGUCCAAAUGUUAUCGGUUUGAAGGAAAAUAAAGGGAAACAAAGACAAGGAAAGUAAAUAACUAUACCAAGCGCCAUUCACUCGGGUCGCCAAAAAUGGUGUAUACACUGUAUAGGAGACAACCUUUUUAUUGUUGUUUGUUGAUAUUUUGGAAGAUUGUUGGUUGGUUGAAAAGUAAAAUCAAAAAUCCCCUAAAGAAGGUACCAAGGAGGGCCGAAAAAAAAAACAACGCCAAACUCUUAACGCUCAGUUCGGAAGGAGUUAACAUACAACGAUUGCUAUGAGAAUUCAUAUACACACACUGCUAUGAUAUUGAUAGCUUCCAAACACCUGGUCCCUGGAAUGUGUUGCAUCACAUCACAUCACUAUGUCCUGUACGUUAGAUUUCAACGGGGGAAACUAACAUUAAAUGGCGGAGCAGUGUAGGAGAAAUCCUGAAGCGGAUGAAGAAGGCUAUCAAAUAUUGUUGUUAUACUAGCCGUAAUGUCCAUACGUGCAUAAAUAAGUGAAUAAAUGUAAACGAACAUCAAA
This is a messenger RNA of Anopheles funestus (African malaria mosquito), 2751 nucleotides long. RefSeq names its product GTP cyclohydrolase 1 (gene Pu). Bases 491 to 1585 code for a protein of 364 amino acids. The transcript has 5 exons. NCBI's taxonomy places the organism in Eukaryota, Metazoa, Arthropoda, Insecta, Diptera, Culicidae. Gene Ontology annotation, biological process: tetrahydrobiopterin biosynthetic process; tetrahydrofolate biosynthetic process. The record is from RefSeq and is a predicted model, not a curated record. Gene Ontology annotation, molecular function: zinc ion binding; GTP cyclohydrolase I activity; GTP binding. Gene Ontology annotation, cellular component: cytoplasm.